GAUUUUGAGACAGCAUUGCCUUCAAUAUCGUGUUUGUUGCAUCAGACAGACAAAGCAAGAGGCAUUUCCAAAAAUGAUCAGACUCGUUAGACUGUGGCACUGUCACAAGCCUUUCACGUUCCCCAAACCUCAACCUCGUAUGGUAGUAGAAGCAUCAUCAUCGUGUUUCUCCACGCGCGUGGGCACACACAACGGGACCUUCCACUGCGACGAGGCCCUCGCCUGCUUCAUGCUUCGCCUCUCCAAACGCUUCUCCGCUGCUCACAUCGUCCGAACCAGGGACCCCAACCUUCUUCAAUCCCUCCACGCACUCGUCGACGUUGGAGGCGCGUAUGACCCAACACGACACCGUUUCGAUCAUCACCAAAAGGACUUUCACCAAGUCUUCGGACACGGCUUCCACACUAAACUCAGCAGCGCUGGCCUUGUCUACAAGCAUUUUGGAUUAGAGAUAAUUGCAAAUGUGCUGAAGCUUCAUGAAGACCAUCCUCAUGUACACCAGUUGUAUCCAGUUAUAUACAGAAACUUUGUGGAGGCAAUUGAUGCUGUGGAUAACGGAGUCAAUCUAUAUGACCUUGAUGUCCCUCCAAAAUAUGAAAUUAACACGACCCUGGCCUCUAGAAUAAAACGCUUGAAUUUGAACUGGAUGGAUUCUGACCAGUCAUCUGAUAGAGAAAACGAGGCUUUUCAUCGAGCAAUGGCGCUAGCGGGUGCUGAAUUUCUGGAGAAUGUGAAUUAUUAUGCAAAGUCAUGGUUACCAGCACGGUCAAUUGUUAUGGACAGUCUUGCUGCGAGGGAAAGUGUUGAUUCGAGUGGAGAAAUCGUAAAGCUCAACCGAUCUUGUCCUUGGAAACUUCACAUACAUGAGCUUGAGGAGGAAAUGAAAAUCAGUCCUUCUAUCAAGUAUGUUCUUUACCCGGAUGAUAGGAGUGAGAAUUGGCGACUGCAGGCAGUGGCAAUUUCACCUGCUAAAUUUGAGAGCAGAAAACCGUUACCAUAUCUUUGGAGGGGUUUAGAAAAUGACAACCUCUCUGAGGUUGCCGGAAUCCCAGGUUGUACUUUUGUGCACAUGAGUGGUUUUAUUGGAGGAAAUAGAAGUUAUGGCGGGGCUCUAGCCAUGGCAAGAGCUUCUUUAAAGGCUUAGGCAAUGGUAGGUUUAACUUCAUAACUUUUUUCCAAACUUUCUUUUUGGCCUUGGGCAAUAAUAAGGAAUCGAAAGCAAUGGAACCAGAAAUGCUUGAAUGCAAAACUUGGUUUUUCAUUGAAGCAUUAUGCUUCAGUUGUUCAGAAACAUGGUGGUUUAUGCAUGGUUCUAAAUCACAAAAAUGCUGAUCACACACUGCUGAUAAAUAAAUGGGCAUUUUCCAGUUUAAGCUAGGAAUGCAACCUUUACAGAAUGUAACCUGGCAUUUUUGUUGCCAAUUCUUGCUUAAGAAUUUUCUGCACUAGUUCAAUAAUGACAUUUCAAUUCGUUGGUUCUAUUCUUCAUAUGCUUUUAUCAGCAUUCUCAUCAUGGCCAAAACUAGGUCUAGGCUUCACUACACACACAUUCUUGGCACUAGAUUCAUUCCUCUGAAACACUUGGCAGAUCCUCUUUAAACCAUGAGUAAAGGCCGCCUUCGAGAUGGAAGACAUUGGUAUAACCAUCAAGGACCAGCAAGUAAGCUGCUAUGAGAGACCUGUGAAAGUAUCAAAAUGUGACAAACAGAGCAACAUAGCAAUCAUUUGAAGAGUCAAUAGUAAUUCUUUUCAUAAUCACACAAGAAGGUAUGCAACAUACAGAGUGCAACCGUAAGAAGAUGAUAUGUUGCAGACAAUCAUAUAACUUCCCUGAUCAAACAUUCAUGCAAUCCAAGUUAUUAGCUGCACUUUCCCUUUUGUAUUUUAACCGUUGAAGAACUUGUUUGAUUUUGAGAGCUAAUUGCUAAUUGUGGUUGGAUUUUACUUCCUUAUCAACCAUUCGUGUUGUUAUUAUUACUUUAAACAAUAGCUUGGUAGGAUGUUUUACGAUAACAGUUCCCAUUGACCCUGUC
Molecule: messenger RNA, 2033 nt
Organism: Glycine soja
Lineage: Eukaryota; Viridiplantae; Streptophyta; Magnoliopsida; Fabales; Fabaceae
Product: UPF0160 protein MYG1, mitochondrial-like
Exons: 4
Coding region: 74-1144 (356 amino acids)
Cellular component (GO): nucleus; cytoplasm
Source: RefSeq, a predicted model, not a curated record